This is a messenger RNA of Atta colombica, 1199 nucleotides long. RefSeq names its product chromobox protein homolog 1-like. The coding region runs from base 108 to 668 and encodes 186 amino acids. Gene Ontology annotation, molecular function: chromatin binding. Gene Ontology annotation, cellular component: nucleus; pericentric heterochromatin. The transcript has 4 exons. NCBI's taxonomy places the organism in Eukaryota, Metazoa, Arthropoda, Insecta, Hymenoptera, Formicidae. Gene Ontology annotation, biological process: chromatin organization; negative regulation of transcription by RNA polymerase II. The record is from RefSeq and is a predicted model, not a curated record.
CUUCAGUCAGAAGUCACUCGCAACGAAAGAUUUAGAGAGUAAGGAGGCUACGUCAAGGUGAUUCAGAGUUCGUGAUCCUUGUACAUUGAAACGAUCCAGUAUAUACCAUGAGCAAAGUGAAAGAUUCUACAACAGAUGAGACAGAAGAGGAAUUUAGUGUAGAGAAAGUCUUAGACAGAAGAAUCGUGAAGGGAAAAGUGGAAUAUUAUUUAAAAUGGAAAGGAUAUUCCAACGACGAAAACACAUGGGAACCAGAAGAAAAUUUAGAUUGUCCAGAUCUGAUCGCUCAGUUUGAAGAACAACGGAAAAAGAAGGAUGGAAGUGCAUCUGGGAAACGUCAUGAAGAAAAGGAACAAAAGAAACGAAAAAGCAAUAACACACCGACGCCCACUCAAGCCAAGAAAAAGGCAGCAGUAGAAGAAAAGAAGCUGGAAGGUAAAGGAUUUGAUAGAAAUCUGGAACCCGAGCGUAUUAUCGGAGCGACAGAUUCCAGUGGUGAACUGAUGUUCUUAAUGAAAUGGAAAGGAACAGACGAUGCAGAUCUGGUACCUGCACGCAUUGCUAACGAAAAGUGCCCACAGAUCGUGAUUAAAUUUUAUGAGGAACGACUCACAUGGCAUAGCCCAGCUCACGAUGACGAAAACUCGACGAAACCUGACCCGGAGUAGCGCCCAGCGUUCUUUCAUGAUUUAUUUUUAUCAUUGCAAAGUAUUUCCUUGUAACAUCUAUCCUAGGUUAUUUACGAGUUUUUUAACUUUUGUAGGUAAAAAAUAAAUAUAUCAAAGAUUUUUUGAAUAUUAAUAUAGAAUGGUAUAAUGUAGAAGGAAUUGAAGAAAGUUCAAAGAUUAUUUUAAAGAAAACUACGUACAUUGUCACCACUUAAUAACAUGUCUAUCUUUGAAAUGUGGAAACGUGAAUUUUCAAACAAUUACAUAAGUUUCACCGACACAUCUUAAAAUGUAUUAUUUUUUCGUAGAUAAUAUCUUUCAAUACAUAACAUAUUUAUUAAAAAUAUAUUUUAAAUAGCAGUUUUUUUUUAAUAGCAUAGGUUCUUUCUAAUUAUUUCGUUCUUUUUUUUUUGUAUUUAUCAUGUAGUCAUGUAAAAUGUUAAUAAUCUGUUGCACCUACAUAAAUUAUCUGCCAUUUUAAUUAAAAUAUAUGCGAUUUACUGUUCAAAUAAAUAAAUUAAAAAUUGAUAA